Messenger RNA from Oncorhynchus mykiss (rainbow trout), 1639 nucleotides. Its product is annotated as YY1-associated factor 2. Gene Ontology annotation, cellular component: nucleus. Gene Ontology annotation, molecular function: DNA binding; transcription coregulator activity. Gene Ontology annotation, biological process: positive regulation of DNA-templated transcription. NCBI's taxonomy places the organism in Eukaryota, Metazoa, Chordata, Actinopteri, Salmoniformes, Salmonidae. The record is from RefSeq and is a predicted model, not a curated record.
UCAUGUGACCAUCCUCCAACUGGAGUUUCCACGACAGCUGGGAGCCGUGCGAUACCUCCUCGCGUAUUGCUUUCUUAAAGAAUACGUAGGGACUGUCCUUAUUUCAACAUCCGCAAACAAACUUUUGGCGGCAUGGGAGACAAGAAGAGUCCAACCAGGCCGAAGCGUCAACCAAAGCCUUCGGCGGAAGAGGGAAAUUGGGACUGUAGCGUUUGCACAUACAAGAACACCGCGGAGGCUUUCAAGUGCAUGAUGUGCGAUGUAAGGAAAGGGACGUCAACACGGAAGCCUCGUCCUGUCUCCCAGCUGGUUGCUCAGCGGGUAGCGCCGCAGUUCGCCUCGCCCACGCUGCUGCCCAAGAAGGACAAGAAGGACAGAACGGACCAGGAGAAGAAUGACAAAGAGCCCACAGUGAAGAAGAACAACCACAAGAAGAUGAGGCCCAGGUUAAAAAACAUUGACAGGAGCAGCGCUCAGCACCUAGAGGUCACGGUUGGAGACCUGACUGUCAUCAUCACAGACUUUAAGGAGAAAACCAAACCUCCCCCCUCCUCCACCACCACCACACCCCCCACCUCUACCACCCCCUCCAGCACUGUGUCUGUGUCUGCAGAACACCACAGUGGCUCCAGCUCAGACAACAACACUGAGAGAGGGGUCUCACGGUCAUCUUCACCCCGGGGAGAGGGCUUCUUAGUCGGGACAGAGUCCCACUAGACCACCCCAAUUGGAACCCCAGCCUCCCUCCCCAAGUUGGAGGCCCUGGACCACCAAACUCCUAGCCCAACAGACCCUCAGACCUCUAACCCCUAGACCUUGGCCUGGAUCCCCAACCCCUAGACCUUGGCCUGGAUCCCAGACACCGAGACCUUGGCCUGGAUCCCCAACCCCUAGACCCUGGCCUGGACCCCCAACCCCUAGACCCUGGCCUGGACCCCCAACCCCUAGACCUUGGCCUGGAUCCCCGACACCGAGACCUUGGCCUGGAUCCCCAACCCCUAGACCUUGGCCUGGAUCCCCGACACUGAGACCUUGGCCUGGAUCCCCAACCCCUAGACCUUGGCCUGGAUCCCCGACACUGAGACCUUGGCCUGGAUCCCCAACCCCUAGACCUUGGCCUGGACCCCCAACCCCUAGACCUUGUCCUGGAUCCCUGACCCCUAGACCUUGGCUAUGACUACUCAUGGCUUAACAUAGGCCACUCUAACCUCACUCCUCUGUCCUCAACUCUGAUAUGUAAUGUUAUCUCUGGACUUGCACAUUUACUGUAGUACUAGCUACAGGUUACAGCUAGAUCAACACAUUUAGCAGCUACAGGUUACAGCUAGAUCAACACAUUUAGCAGCUACAGGUUACAGCUAGAUCAACACAUUUAGCAGAUACAGGUUACAGCUAGAUCAACACAUUUAGCAGCUACAGGUUACAGCUGGAUCAACACAUUUAGCAGCUACAGGUUACAGCUAGAUCAACACAUUUAGCAGCUACAGGUUACAGCUAGAUCAACACAUUUAGCAGAUACAGGUUACAGCUAGAUCAACACAUUUAGCAGCUACAGGUUACAGCUAGAUCAACACAUUUAGCAGCUACAGGCUACAGCUAGAUCAACACAUUUAGCAGCUACAGGUUACAGCUGGAUCAA